This is a messenger RNA of Ectocarpus sp. CCAP 1310/34, 2494 nucleotides long. NCBI's taxonomy places the organism in Eukaryota, Phaeophyceae, Ectocarpales, Ectocarpaceae. The record is from the annotation of a GenBank genome assembly.
GCUGCCCCCCUGCGUCACAUUACCCUAAACAAGGUGACCAUGGCAUCCUUCUGAUUAAGCUGAGACUUGUACCAGAAACCCGACUUCAAAACAAUGCUCAGCGCUACUAAAACUCAAGCCACCAACAUGUCAAGGAUCUCCAUCAUUCCAUCCCGUCAGUCCGCGCACAAGCUGGGACGCCAGAAGCGACAACAACGAGGCCGUAAGAAGAAACGAUAGCCAACGAGCCGAGCUGCAAGCAAGCACGUACAACCGCCACGACGGUCAACACGUCCAUAACAGCGGCGACCACGGCCGAGAGACAUCGUAGGAGGAAACACCCGAUUCCUCUCCUCGUCGUCGGAAUCCAUCCAGGGCAAGGGUGCAAAGAAAAAAAAAAAAAGUAACGAUUGUCGCUGGCCGUGUAAUCAGUCCUUGAUCAGUUUUUUUUUUUUUCCUUCAGUUAAAGAGUCUUCGCCGUCAUGCACGACGACGAGACCAUCGGCAUGCACGCCCCGUUCUGGGCAUUCUCGGGAGCGCACCGUCCCGUCGAGGAGAGCACAGUGAACGGCGGCAGCGGCCGCAAGACUAAUAGCGCCGGCGGCAGCAUUAAAAACAGCAGCGAGGCCGGCGCCGCCGGUGGUGGCGGGUCCGCCGCUGCCGCCGCGCCGGGCAAGAGCAGCAGCAUCAACAACAGCAGCGGCAGGGACGUUGUUGUCGGCGGACACGACGGAGAUAUUGCGGACAACGUCGACGGCUUCCUCGACGAGUUCAUGGUUCUCGCCGGUGGUAAUGACGACGGCAACGACUACGGCAUGAUGUCGGAGGAGGGUGGGGGAGGGGGCCCGGCCAUCUCGGAGGAAGACCUGGUGUUUCUGGCCGACAUGGACCUAGCCGACUUCCUGCCGCCGGCAAUAACGGCGGAGGAGGGCGACGCGCUGCUGUCUCCUUCCUCCGUCCACGAAAUGGAGACCCUGCCGAGUCAGGGCGGACGAGUGGCAUCUCCGGUGAUGACGGCUGCGGCGGAGGCGACUUUGGGCCCGGCGGCAGCGGCGGCGGGGGGAGGUGGCGUGAUCGCUUCGCCGGCGGCGGCGACAGCCGUGGCACCGGGGGUCGAGACGGAUGGAAGAGGGGCGGCACGGACGACGGGGAACUCUAACAAUCAGCAUGCUAAUGCUGCUGCUGUCACCGACUGCGGCGGUGGCGGCGGCGGCAGCGAUGCCGCCGCGGCCAUCAGCCCUAAGGAGCAGGUUCGGCGGCAGAAGGUCGCUCGGUACCUGGCCAAGAAGCAGCGGCGCUGCUGGUCCAAGCCCGCGGCCUCGUCGUACCAGAGCCGGCAGCGCGUCGCCAACUCGCGGCCGCGGCACAAGGGCCGCUUCCUGCCUCUUGAGUCCGAGUUCGUGCCCAUCGCGGAGCUGCAGCGGCGGCAGCGGGCGCUCAUGGUGCAGAUGCGAGAGAAGGCGGCGGCAUCGGCGGCAACAGCGGCGGCGACAGCGGCGGCAUCAGCAGCACCAGCAUCAGCAGCACCAGCAUCAGCAGCACCAGCAUCAGCAGCACUAGGGACCGCUGACGUGGGGGCAUUCGGGGCGGGCGUCCCCCUUUUCCGAGUUUAGUCACCCUAAACCAUUUAUUUUAUUACGAGACUUGCUCGGGGAUGCUGGGGCACUGCUCUGUCACUGUUGUAUUUUUAUUGAUUGUCAGCGCGUGAGGACAUGGUUUGAGGAUUAAUUUUGGAGUAUGGUUUUGAGCAUGAUUUUGGCGAGGCAGAGAUGCCACGACUGUAUGAAGAGGUCGUUCACGACUCGUGGCUCGAUUCACGUGUGGGGCACGAGUGCAGUUUUAGGAUGUGGCUCGUCAUAGUUUUGUGGCCUAGAGAGCAGUGUCGUGGCUGGAAUCCUUCAAAAUGGGAGCACGUAAAAAUAGCAGUGUCGGACGAUGCUGUUGGAUUUGUAUCGCAGCGUCGUAACUAUCGUUGCUGUCGUAAGUCGUGGUGCCAUUUGGUAGGGUAGAGGCCGAAAUUGACGCCGACGAAGGGAAGAAGGCGAAGGGAAUCCCGCAAUAUCCUGUUUUGGGUAUUUGAACGCAAGUAGUAGACGGACGAAGGCGGCAUGUACGCGGUCGAAUUUUUUGUUCUUUGUUGUGGUCGGCAUAUCAACUUUUUAGAACAUUAACUUGGUGCCGUAGUCGAGAUUUUUGAUGGUGGUCUGGUGUUACUUCGUUGCAUGGUUGACUUGUGUCGCCUGGCACGUUCGAAAACGUUCGGUGUCUGCUGCGUGCAUCCGCAACUAUGGUUAAUUUUUAUCGGCUUUCAAUCUGGAGUGUGGUCAACCAUCUGCGCGUGUGCUGGCAGAACGGGUGGAGGUUACGGGCUAUAUGCUACCGGGGUUAUUUUUUAUUCUUGUUUUGUCUUUCCGGCGGGUGUAGUAGCGAGAGAGUUCCGACGUUGUGGAAGAGAGUUGAGAAAGCGACCAAUUUCAUGCAAAUCAAAAAAAGAAACACACACGCUGUGAACGAU